UUUGCAGCUUUUCUUUAGCCAUGUGGGGGUGUCGGUACUGUUGGUCUAUACGUUCUAGAGUUGUGUUGACGUAAACUAUUUAUUGUACAGAAAUGGCGGCGAAUGAAAAAGAUGAAGCUUUGGGCAGAAUUCAGAAAGCCGUGGAAGAUCUCUACGCCUUCAGGGAUCACUUCUUUGAGAAGAACAGCAUCGACCGAGCGAUUCACAAGACAGAGGAACUAGGUCAAGAGCUCAAGAAGGUCAUUGAACUCUUGGAUGAGUUACAAAGCCAAAUAAAGAAUCGCUCGGAGUACAUGCUCCAGCGCGGCAAGGCUCUUAACGUCCUGCCAGAUUUCAGCCCAGAAUCCCUGGAAUGUCUCUCCAAAGCUGUCAAGUUGGAUCCCAGGUCAGUCGAGGCGUGGAACCAACUAGGGGAAUGCUACUGGAAGAAUAAAGACGUUGAGGCCGCACGGAAUUGCUUCACUGGUGCACUGAACCAUUCAAGAAACAAGGUAUCGUUGAGGAAUCUCUCCAUGGUGAUGAGACAGCUUGGUAAGAGCCAGGAGGAAAGGUCAAAGUUCAUCCAAGACAGCGUGGAUCAUGCUAAGGAGGCGGUUCAGAUGGACUAUUCAGAUGGGACCUCAUGGUUCAUUGCUGGCAAUGCAUAUCUGACAGUGUUCUUCAACGGCGGUCAAAAGUCUAGUAUCCUGAAGCAGUGUCUGGGAGCUUACUCACAAGCGGAAAAAGAUACGAUACAAAAAUCCAAUCCAGAUUUGUACUUCAACAGAGCAACGAUAUUUAAAUUCCAAGAGGACUACCAGGCGUCCUUGGACGGUUACCGAAUGGCUCAGUCGUUAGACCCAACCUGGCCUGAGCCAAAAGAGAAACUAUCGGAACUCGUCACCUACCUACAGAAUGUCACACAGUUAGUCCAACAAAAGGGUAAGCUAAAAGCUAAGCGUCUGCAGCAACUGCUAGCAUCAAUCAAGGAGACUGACUUGGGUCCCUACGGUGGGGGUUCCUAUACCCCACCCAAGGGAGAUCCAGUCAAGCUUGAGCUCAUGCCUCUCUCUAGACUAGCAGCGGGACCCAACCCAGAGAAAGUGGUCCAUGGUAAAGUGGUGUGCAGCGUCGCAACGGACGAACCAAUACCAUUCACCUUUGCGAUGGUGGAUGCCGAGGGAUCGUGUUUUGCCGUCAAUAUCUACAACAUAGCUAAAGGUCAAGGGGUCAUCAUCGGAGAUUCUGUGGCCGUCCCUGAACCAUUUGUGCAGCAUAACGACUUUGUGUUUGAUAAAACGAACGUCAAGUUUUCCAGCAUCAGAGUUGAUACACCUGUGGCACUGGUUGUCAACGGCAAGAAGCUUGGACUGGAGAAGCAAGCACCUGCAGUGGUCUCAUUAUAUGCCAAGAGCGAAUGAGCCAAUCAAAUGUCUUGAAAAGGACUGUUCAAGAUUCAGCUAUAAGCCCCUCCCACCUUUUGGUUUGUGUACAUUUCUCACAGUGUUUGUGACCAAUGGUCGAGAUCUAAUUGGUCAAUGUCCAAUUGGUCAAUGUCCACUGUGUGACUGACAGGCACGAAGGGUCCAUUAAAGGCUUUGCACAGGAACUACAGAGGGCGUUGUAUAGCAUUACAACGCAGGCAAGGGAAAGGCACUUAAUUUCCUUGGUAUACAGCACUGAUCUCUAUAUAAAGACUGGAUAGCAGAUGCCCAUAUAUCAAUCACAUGGUUGAUUUUGCAUUUUGACCAGGUCGCCCCGGUCUUGCGUAAAAAAGCCGCCAAUAAUAAACACAUUUUUAUGUGUAGAUUUAAUGGGCAUUUUGUUCACAUACACGUAUUAUGAUGUUCUAAAAAGGACAAAUUUCCAUCGUGAUUAUAAUUCCAAAUGUCGCAACUAGUGAACUGUGGCAUUCAGAAAGUAAACCACGACGUUUGAAAAAUUGUGAACGUGGUCAUGGGUGGUGAACAAAAGGUCAUUGGUGGUGAACAAGAGGUAAACCAGGUGAGCCACGAUGUUGCAAAAGUGAAUCACAACUGCCUAUACAGACGGCAACUUGUCCUUUAUAGAUCACCAACCAGUCUUUCCAAUAUGGCGUCAAACGGAUGUCUUCUGUGGCUUUCUGUACAUUAUCAAGUAGGCUAUCAUGUGGAAGUUGGGGCUGUUCCGGUCUUUCAUUCUCAGUUUUAUCAUUGGUUUUGUUUUUUUAAUGUGUUAUGGCAUUCAAACUGACUUCCAGUUUGGCAACCAAAAAAAGAACUUUGCAUUUUUGGCCAGUACGAGUAGUAGAACGGCCAACUAAAAUGACAACCCUAUCUCUUUUGUACCCAACUGAAGCCCUCCAUUGCUGAGGUAUUUUGACUAUUUCAUUUCCAUUGUUAGGUAAAUUUGUAAUACAAAGGCAUAUAAAUAACCAACGUGGACAAAAUAGACCAGCACCACAUACAGAAAGGCAACAUAAUAGGACUGCAAUGUAUUUACAUUUUGAAAGCAAAGAAGCUACAUGUAUGUGCAAGUUCAUUGUUGCAUUUUUGUGUAAAAAUUGUUCAGAGAGUGUACAUAGUUUUUAUAAGCAAUAUGUAUAACACUGUUUGAUGUGAAGCUGUGAUAGCGGAAUAAACUUUGCUCAAGUUUUAAAAAGGUUUUAUUUUUACAGUUUUUGCAGUUCUAGUUUACUGAAGACAAGGGCCAACACAAUAGUACACACACAUAAUUUACAAUUAGUCCCUGUAACUUUCUCAAGACAAAAUAAAAACACUAUUUAAGAUUGAAAUUGUAACUUAUCUCAAGAAUCUGUUGAAGAAUUUAUAAUCAUAAUUGUGAGAGUUUCCAAA
Patiria miniata (bat star) is the source of this 2813-nucleotide messenger RNA. It is a transcript of the gene ttc5, whose product is annotated as tetratricopeptide repeat protein 5-like. The transcript is spliced from 10 exons. NCBI's taxonomy places the organism in Eukaryota, Metazoa, Echinodermata, Asteroidea, Valvatida, Asterinidae. The coding region runs from base 93 to 1400 and encodes 435 amino acids. The record is from RefSeq and is a predicted model, not a curated record. Gene Ontology annotation, molecular function: protein binding.